Messenger RNA from Rhinolophus ferrumequinum (greater horseshoe bat), 3504 nucleotides. RefSeq names its product TEF transcription factor, PAR bZIP family member (gene TEF). NCBI's taxonomy places the organism in Eukaryota, Metazoa, Chordata, Mammalia, Chiroptera, Rhinolophidae. The record is from RefSeq and is a predicted model, not a curated record. The transcript has 4 exons. Gene Ontology annotation, cellular component: nucleus. The coding region runs from base 374 to 1273 and encodes 299 amino acids. Gene Ontology annotation, molecular function: DNA-binding transcription factor activity, RNA polymerase II-specific; RNA polymerase II cis-regulatory region sequence-specific DNA binding. Gene Ontology annotation, biological process: regulation of transcription by RNA polymerase II.
GUCCGCCGCCCUGCCCUCAGCCAACCUCUGGGUCGCAAAGGAGGAAGGGUGCGGGCUUCGCUCUGCGUCCUGGCCCCACGACCUGGGCAGCUUACCCAGUACAAAAAGGCCCGCCCCUUCCCUCCCCGCCGCAGCCCCGCACGUGCUGCGCCUCGUGCACCAACCCGGGCCCCGCCCCCGCCCUCCAUUGGCUGCUCCGCGCCUUCCCCUCUUCCCUCUCCCCACGCGACUAGACUCGGCUGGGGCUCCACGUGACGCGCAGAGGGCGGGCCAUGCGGCGCGAACGGGCUUUCUGAUAGGCUCUUCGCGCCGGCCCGGCCGCUCCCAGCCCCGCCUCCCUUCGGUGGCGCGUCCAGAAGGUGACGAGAUUGGGAUGAGAGGGAAGGGAGAGCGGUUACGGUGGUCUGGGAGGAGAGCGGGGGUUAUGAAGAGGAAGGCGAAGGUGAAACGUCUGGUAGAGGGGAAGGAGCUGCCGCCGAAGAGGGCCUAUGACACUGACUCCAGCAGGCGCCAAUCAGAUAAGGAAAAGGGGAAGGAAAAACUGGAGGAAGACGAGGCUGCGGCAGCCAGCACCAUGGCCGUUUCAGCCUCCCUCAUGCCGCCCAUCUGGGACAAGACCAUCCCAUAUGAUGGCGAGUCUUUCCACCUGGAGUACAUGGACCUGGACGAGUUCCUGCUGGAGAAUGGCAUCCCCGCCAGCCCCACGCACCUGGCCCAGAACCUGCUGCUGCCUGUGGCAGAGCUAGAAGGGAAGGAGUCGGCCAGCUCUUCCACAGCGUCCCCACCGUCCUCCUCCACCGCCGUCUUUCAGCCCUCUGAAACCGUGUCCAGCACAGAAUCCUCCAUGGAAAAGGAGAGGGAGACACCCAGUCCCAUCGACCCCAACUGCGUGGAGGUGGAUGUGAACUUCAAUCCCGACCCCGCUGACCUGGUCCUCUCCAGCGUGCCGGGCGGGGAGCUCUUCAACCCUCGGAAGCACAAGUUUGCAGAGGAGGAUCUGAAGCCCCAACCCAUGAUCAAAAAGGCCAAGAAGGUCUUUGUCCCCGAUGAGCAGAAGGACGAAAAGUACUGGACGAGACGCAAGAAGAACAAUGUAGCAGCCAAACGGUCCCGGGAUGCGCGGCGCCUGAAGGAGAACCAGAUCACCAUCCGGGCGGCCUUCCUGGAGAAGGAGAACACGGCCCUGCGGACGGAGGUGGCUGAGCUGCGCAAGGAGGUGGGCAAGUGCAAGAGCAUCGUGUCCAAGUACGAGACCAAGUAUGGGCCCUUGUAACCUGUGCCCUCGCCCGACGGCGCUGCCUGCACCUCAGCCCUCUGCCCGGGGGCUCCCUGAAACCCCACACUUGUGUGGAGACUUAUGACUCGUCAUGGGCAAAUGGCGGCGCACCUGCACCGGAGUGGUCCCGUUCAAGCUUCAUUGUCACACGGCCAGUGCACGUGGCGACUUCCCUGGGGGGGCCGGCGUCCUCACUGGCGGAGAUGCAAGACAGACGACAUAGACGGUGCGUCAGCCUUAGUUCCUAUUCUCGGAUGUCCCAGUUGAAUCGGAAGGGGACCUCUGGAGUACAGGUCUUUCACAGGGCGCUCAAGCUGCCCUGACUCUCCCUCAGGCUCCAGCCGGGGCCGUGGAGGUCUGUCUCCGCAGAGUGAGUCCAUCAUUGUCACCCUUAUGUCUUCUCAGGUAGCAGGGUGCGUUUCCAGGUGGGCCGUGUCUAUGGUCCACCUCACCCUCCCCAGAAAGUCUUUGAGAGAAAUCCAUUCCCAUCUUCCUCAGAGGUAGAAAGACACACCAGCUCAUCCAUAGGGUCCGCGUGGGUCCCAGGCCACAGGAGCUGGGGCCUGCAGCAGAAGCGCACCCGACCAUUCUUAGCUCCCACACCCCUUUACUCUGUGGCUCAGGCGUGGAAGCCAGGGAGGAAGCACUGGCGAUGGGCUCUUUCUGCGUUUCGUCUGCUGUGGAGGGCCUCCGGGGCGGCCGGUCUCAGCCCUGAUCCCAGUGCAGAGGGCGGCCUUUACUUCUCCUCUGGUCACUCGUGGAGGCCACCGGAACCUUGUUUGUCCCACUCGACUGGGUCUCUGAACCUGGUGUUUCUUUUCACCCAGUGACCAAUCUGAGAUCUUGGACUUAAAAGGAAAACCCCCCUCGUCUAGGAAGUUUAACUUCCUGGAGCCAGGCUGCACCUUCCGCAUGGUGUUUAGAAAACCAGCCUCCACAACCCCUUCCACUGUGGGCUGGGAGCUGGGGCAUGUGUUUUCGUUUCUUCCUGCUGUGCUCUCCAGUGUGGGCCAGGCCAGAGGAAAGCAGAAGACGUCUCCCAGUGCUCGCUUCAGAAUCCCUCCCCCCGGGCAGGCUGCCUAGAGGGCGCCCUGGUCAGGGCUCACCAGGGUCACAGCACAACUCUUGGAAUAGCAGGUUCUCGGGACAUUUACACGGGCUCGAGUCCCCUCAGUCUGGGUCACUGGAGACGUGAGCCGCCACACACGUUUGGCCGUGGUGUGGUGUGGAGAGAUCCUCGCAGCUGUGGCUUCACUACCUCACAGCUGCUUUCUCUUGUGUCCAGCUGGACUCGUCCUUUUGCUCUGCCCUGGAGAGUCAUGGUGGAAAUCUGUGGAACCCUUCACUGUUUGUGGUCCGCUGGGUCACCCGCCGAUGGGUGUAUUUAUUGGCUCAGGGCCAGGCAGUCUGUGGUAAAGAGGGGUCAGAGGUGAUGGGCAUACUUCGUCGUGCUCACCACUGGCUUUAUUUAAAGUGGUAGCUCCAAGACCCGGGCUCUGACCCCGAAAGACUUUUUAUACCGUGUUCAGACCAGGGGAACGCCGUGGCCCUUGGGGACCUGCACUCCCACCACUCGGGGGGACUUGACAAGGGUCCCUGAGGCCAAGGGAGGUCACCCCUCCCUCCGGGCCCCUGACUUUUACUUUGUGGUUCUAUAAAAACCAUGUUCACACUUUUCACCAUUGUAACCACAACAGGGCAGUUGCAUCCGGCAUGCCAGUGUCCUGCCCCGGGCAGCGCGCCCGCCCAGGCGCUCUGCUCCCUCUGGUCUGGCUACCCACCAAGAGGGCACUUCUCAUUUUGUUAUUGGUAGAAGAGCCUCUAGCUUUAAAGCUCUUCCAUUUUCUUUGGCCAGAAAGUGUAUGGUUUGUGUAUUUCUGUUUUCUUUUUAAAGGAUGGAGACUAAAUUUCUGAAUGGCGUCCAAGUUCCGGCCCCAGCGGGUGGGAUGAUGGCCCGAUGGCCCUCCUCUUGGUCCCACCGACUGCCUGCUCAGUGCCCUCCCCUCCUCACCCCCGGCAGAGGGUGUCUGCUUCUUUCCCAAAGUGCUUACUUGGAAAGAGUGUGGCCGCUGGCCUCUUCCAGAAGAGUCCCUUUGAGUCAGGAGCCUGGCAGGGACAGGGAGGAGGUGUCCGUGGAGGUUGCCAUGUUGGGGAAAGGAGUGCUCAGGGAAGCGUGUCUCCUUCCCAGGCCUAAGCCUCACGUCCUUGCAGGAGAGGGUUGGUGCCUG